CCGGAAGUGUGUGUGCAGGUAAAGUCUGCUGACAGUUGCCUCCCGUUAGCAGAGGCUUGGCAGUAGCUUGCUGGGGCCGUUUAUUGGUACGUUUUUGGACUUUUAAUCGGAUCCAAUUUCAUACAAACAUGUCGGCCGGAGUCGGAGGAGUACCGGCCGGGGAGAGCAACAAUGAUCGCGGCGGCUCCGGAGGCAGCAGCGGCGGGGGCAGCGCUGAGACGGAUCGGGCCACCUUCGAGUGCAACAUUUGCCUGGACACGGCCCGAGACGCGGUCAUCAGUUUGUGUGGACACUUGUUCUGCUGGCCCUGCCUUCAUCAGUGGUUGGAGACUCGUCCGAGCAGACAGCAGUGUCCUGUGUGUAAAGCCGGCAUCAGCAGAGACAAAGUGAUCCCUCUGUACGGACGAGGCAGCACCAGUCAGGACGACCCCAGGUUGAAAACGCCUCCCCGGCCUCAAGGACAGAGGACAGAACCAGAGAGCAGAGGAGGGGGUGGGAUGUUUCAGGGUUUGGGCGACACAGGGUUCCACAUGUCCUUUGGUAUUGGAGCGUUUCCCUUUGGUUUCUUCACAACAGUUUUCAACGCCAACGACCCCUUUCACAGAGCAGACCAGUAUGCGGGUGAGCACCAGGCCAACGGAAACCAUAACAACGGUAACCCUAACAACAACAACUGGCAGGACUCCCUCUUCCUGUUUGUCGCCAUUUUCUUUUUCUUCUGGCUCCUGAGUGUGUGACCUCUACAACAUCUGGAUCUACAGCAACACAACAAGAACUACGGCAGUUAAAAUGGCCAAAAAGACUCACGAUUGUUCCCAGUAUGGUUCAUAAUAGGGCCGUGGGCAUUGGGAGACCAUUUUAUUGUAAACCACAAGGCCAAAGAGUAGCAGCAUUCAUCAUUGUCAAAGCAAAUGGACAGAAAGAAAUGUAGCAGGGUUGAAUUUUUUGAGCUACAUUUUGUCUUAACUUAAACUGCCAUUGCACUGUGAAAACAACACUAAACUAAUGUCCCAUGUGAAUGAGAAGAGAGGGACAGUCAAAUGAGGAAGUCCAAUAGGCUGCAGUCAUGAGACAACACACUUUGAAAACUAAAAUUGAAUUGAGAGGCAGGUCAGUACUAUAUUUGGAUUUCAAUGUUAAAAUGCAUGUAUAGCAAUCUGUUUUUUGGUUAAACUAGUUUUCCUAUUUAUUGCCCUCUUUUGCCAUGAAAUAUUCAAAAGGUAAAUGGACAAAUGUUGACUUGUAUAAUUUCUGUGACUGACCCUAGAAUUCACCAUAUAACAACAAAACUGUAUUUUAACAAUGUAAAUUUUUGCUGCCCCCAUCUGUAUUAAAUAGCCUAUUACUGACCUAUAGAAUAUUGUGAUGAUUGAACAUUGAACGCAGCCUAUUGGUGAAGCAGGUUUGAAGGAAAGAUCGGUACAAAACAGUUUUAAGAGGCAGGUUUCACAAAGAUAUUGGUACGACACAAUGUUGUUUUUUUCACUCGUAUUUAAUUUUUAUCAAAAGAACAAAAUACUAACUUUUUCAAAAUCUUUUCUUUCUUAUAAAUAUUACAAAUACAUAUUUAAUGAGAACACAUUAUAGUUAAAGUCUGAAUAAAAAACUUAACUAAAGUGAUAAUAUACAACCAAAACUCUUGCACAUAGACCUAAUUAACAACUUAAAUUAAAUUGUCUUUUAAAGGGCCUAUAUUAUACUAUUUCCUGAUCCAUGUUAUGUUGUUUUCAAUCUCGUCUCGUUCCAAUUUAUAUCACCAAGAUACUUCAGUCAAAUCAAUGAAUCAAUCAAUCAAAAUGGAUAUGAAUCCUUAAAUGCCUUAGUACUAGCAAUACUACUUAAUAUUUCAAUUAUCUGUUCAUUUGUGUAAUAUUUUUGUAUUGCUAUGUGAUCUCUUAACCCUUUCCACUGUUCUAUAUAACUUAUCUUUGUGGAACCAGCCUUUAUUUAAACCAUCAACUUAUUUGGUAGCGUUUCAAAGUCAAAAUUGUGAGGAUUUGAUGAAUUUUGUCCCACCUCUGUCACCGUACACUUUUGUAUGCAUCUGUAUGUUUGGGUGAGUGUGAAAACACUAUAUAUUUGUACAUAUAAAUAUUGUAAAAAUGAGGUUUGAUGUAAGUGUUAAAGUGAAGAGGAGCUGUAGGUGGAGGUAGACCAAGACCAAGUGUAUGAACAAAUCUGGUUUGAGAAUGCCAAAAAUCUUAUGGAGGACUAAAAUCGGGUUUCGCUGUUACCAUGGAGACACAAUGCACACAUUAGCUCAUUAACAGUCUAAUGUGUGAAGAUGUGUGAUGAAGUAUUUAGAUUGUCUGAAAACUCAAGAAAAACUACAAUAUGGAUUUAAAUAACACAUUUUCAGCAGCCUGUGAAUACUACUCGCAUUUAUGGUUCUGUUUGAGUGACUAACAGGGCAAAUCAAUUAUUAUUCCUAUUUAGUCAGCUCUUUAUGGUCAGAUAGUGUUAAAACAAAUCUCAAAUUAAAGUCUAAUAUAUGUAAUAGAGCUUCAGACAGUUAGCUUCGCCCCCCCAUGUGGGUGACAUCUGCUGCAAAGUAUCAAUAGCAGUUCUCCUUAAUGAUACACACUUUAUUUCCGUGUAGUAAGCAGAGACAUGCUCCUGUUUUAGAAGUAUUGAUAAUAAAGUGUAGUUCAUGGUCCAUUUAGCUAAUUACUCUGAAUAAAUCUUAAAUUCUGCAACAUAAUUCACAUGUUAAUUUUAAUAUUUUUUCCACCAUUCUAUCCUCUACUUUUUUAACUUAUUCUAGAAGAUGAUUAGUUUCCUCAACCUCAAAAAUGCUAUAUGUGAAUUAUUUAUGUUGAAAAUUAAACUGUAAACUAGAUUCAAUUUUAUUCAAGCAAAGUUUGGUCCUCCAUAAGAAAAGGCAUUUGAGACAUUUGGGGGGUCUUUUUAGUGUCAUAAUUUUACAGUAGCACAUGCUUUUGCUUGUUAUUUGACAAUGACACUAACUCCAAGCACUAAAGCCUGUAUAGCUAUGAAUUACCCCAUUAAACAAGUGGAUUUAAACAUGCUUGUUAAAAAUGCUUGUUAAAAUGAUACAAAAUGCUAAUUAUUUUUGGUCUGUCAAGCUUUUAAGUCUUCAGUUCAGUGAAUGGACAGAUGGUUCUUGGGUAAUUUCUCUCACACUUUGUAUUAAGUCACUAAACUACAUUGUGAAAGCAUCGUUCAAAAACCAAACUGAAUCAAAGGAAAUUAAAGGCUGAAUUAAAGUU
Messenger RNA from Boleophthalmus pectinirostris (great blue-spotted mudskipper), 3230 nucleotides. It is a transcript of the gene rnf5, whose product is annotated as ring finger protein 5. Lineage: Eukaryota; Metazoa; Chordata; Actinopteri; Gobiiformes; Gobiidae. The coding region runs from base 129 to 737 and encodes 202 amino acids. Gene Ontology annotation, biological process: ubiquitin-dependent protein catabolic process. The transcript has 6 exons. Gene Ontology annotation, molecular function: metal ion binding; ubiquitin protein ligase activity; ubiquitin-like protein conjugating enzyme binding. Gene Ontology annotation, cellular component: endoplasmic reticulum. The record is from RefSeq and is a predicted model, not a curated record.